AUGGCCAAAACCCUUGCAAUGUUGCUUCUUUUCCUUCAACAAACCUCUUUCAUUGCAUUUGCCGAACACCUUGAAACUCUUCCACCAACUUACCCUCCUCAUCACUCACAUUCUCCACUUCACCCUCCAACUAAGUCACCACAUCAUCCACCGUCUAACGCCCCUCGCCACCAUCAUCACCACCAUAAUCACACACCAUCCCCUGCCCCUUCCCCUAUUUCUCACACUCCUUCACACCCUCCUCACCAUUCUACCCCUGUUCCUGCUAAACCACCAACUGGUCACCACCACCAUCAUCACCCACCUGCUUCUGCUCCUGUUAAGCCUCCUGUUCACAGUCCCGUUGUUCCAACACACCCACCAUUGCACCCCCCUGUUCCAGCUCACCUGUAA
Trifolium pratense (red clover) is the source of this 393-nucleotide messenger RNA. Its product is annotated as pollen-specific leucine-rich repeat extensin-like protein 3. The record is from RefSeq and is a predicted model, not a curated record. Lineage: Eukaryota; Viridiplantae; Streptophyta; Magnoliopsida; Fabales; Fabaceae. The transcript has a single exon. The coding region runs from base 1 to 393 and encodes 130 amino acids.